Molecule: messenger RNA, 1667 nt
Organism: Quercus lobata
Lineage: Eukaryota; Viridiplantae; Streptophyta; Magnoliopsida; Fagales; Fagaceae
Product: peptidyl-prolyl cis-trans isomerase FKBP42-like
Exons: 8
Coding region: 186-1283 (365 amino acids)
Molecular function (GO): peptidyl-prolyl cis-trans isomerase activity; protein binding
Source: RefSeq, a predicted model, not a curated record
GUAUAAAUGUUUUUAUAUCUAUCUAUCUCUAGAAUCUUCGAGGGAUCGUUGAAAUAUCAAAAACCAAAAAACCAAAUACAAAUCGCAUUUGCCACUCCAAAUUCCAAGCUCUCAAAUUCUUUUCCUCCACCCAGAUUUGAUCGUGAAAGUCAAAGCCCUAGGUGUGUUUGCUAAAUUUGUGAGUAAUGGACGAAGUUCACGAGGAGCAAAGUCAACCGCUCGAUCAAGAGGAAGACAAUGAAAUACGUACUGAAAGUGCUGCAUUUGUGCAAGGGGAACCUCCGCAAGAUGGUAAUGGGCCCCCAAAAGUGGACUCUGAGGUGGAAGUUCUUCAUGAGAAAGUCACAAAGCAAAUCAUUAAGGAAGGUCAUGGUCAGAAACCAUCCAAAUAUGCAACAUGCUUUUUGCACUACAGGGCUUGGACGGAAAGCACCCUGCACAAGUUUGAAGACACAUGGAAUGAACAAAAACCAGUUGAGUUGGUAUUAGGAAAAGAGAAGAAAGAAAUGACUGGCUUGGCUAUUGGUUUGUCCAGCAUGAAAUCCGGUGAACGUGCUCUGUUACAUGUGGGCUGGGAAUUGGGUUAUGGGAAAGAAGGAAGCUUUUCUUUCCCAAAUGUUCCACCCAUGGCAGACAUCAUUUAUGAAGCUGAGCUAAUUGGGUUUGAUGAGACCAAAGAGGGGAAAGCUCGUGGUGACAUGACUGUGGAGGAAAGAAUUGGUGCAGCAGAUCGAAGAAAGAUGGAUGGAAAUUCUUUAUUCAAGGAGGAAAAACUGGAGGAGGCUAUGCAACAGUAUGAAAUGGCCAUCGCAUAUAUGGGUGACGACUUCAUGUUCCAGUUGUUUGGGAAGUACCGGGACAUGGCAUUAGCUGUUAAGAAUCCAUGCCACCUUAACAUGGCAGCAUGUAUGAUAAAGCUCAAGCGCUAUGAGGAAGCAAUUAUGCAGUGCAACGUCGUGUUGGCGGAGGAAGAAAACAAUGCGAAAGCACUGUUCAGGCGAGGUAAGGCUAGAGCAGAACUUGGGCAAACAGAUGCUGCUCGGGAGGACUAUCUAAAAGUGCGUAAAUUUGCACCUGAAGACAAAGCAGUUGCGAGGGAGUUACGUUUGCUUGCUGAACAUGACAAGGCUCUUUAUCAGAAGCAAAAGGAGAUUUAUAAAGGAAUCUUUGGACCAAGACCCGAACCAAAACCAAAGCGAACUAAUUGGUUGGUUCUCUUUUGGCAGUGGCUGUUGUCACUAUUCUAUCGUCUCUUCAAACGUGAAAGGUACAAAGCAGACUAAUCAGAGGCUUCAAUAAGCAGACGAGCGAGAGAUUUUGUGUACUAAGUAUGAGUUCUGGUGUUGAAUGUUUACCUGCCAAUGGAUUCAGUCGGUGACAUCCAGUUCUUUCCUCUUGUGUAUGCUAUAAUGAGCCUAAAUAUGUUUACUAAUGAACUUUUCAUGGUGUAGUGGGACCCUGAACCAAUAUGUUAAAUUGAUUUAUAAUCCAACAGGACUUUCUCUUUUACAUAGGAUGUAACAAGUUUACCUUGUAUUGUGGGCUGGUUCAUUAGGAUUGGUGUUUUAAUAUGAUAAAUAUUUCAUUGAUGACUACUACUUUUGAAGGACUUCAAUUUUGUGUAUCGCUGAUGAAUUGAACUUUUUCAUUCCUCUCUUAGUGUUUUA